CUUCUCCCUAUAUUUAGCUCUUCUCCAAACUCCCCACAUGUUAUUGUCUCCGAUCUUGUUCAUUCCCUCUGUCUUCCUAUAAUCUGUCACUUUUCAUCCUAUCAUUCUAUCUAUAACCAUGGCUUCUCCUCAGAAAAUCCGUACUACCCUCACUGAUCUGCUCAAGAUCAACCACCCCGUCCUGCUGGCAGGUAUGAACGUGGCCGCCGGUCCCAAGUUGGCCGCAGCGGUCACCAACGCCGGUGGCCUUGGUGUCAUUGGUGGUCUCGGCUACACCCCCGAAAUGCUCCGCGAACAGAUCGCAGAACUCAAGAGCUACUUGAUCGACAAGAAUGCACCUUUUGGUGUUGAUCUUUUGCUUCCACAGGUCGGAGGAAACGCACGAAAGACAAACUAUGACUACACUAAGGGAAAGCUUAACGAGCUCAUCGACAUCAUUAUUGAGUGCAAAACUUCUUUAUUCGUUUCCGCCGUCGGUGUCCCUCCCAAAGCGGUCGUGGACAAACUUCAUGGUGCUGGCAUUCUGUGCAUGAACAUGAUCGGCCACCCCAAGCAUGUUCAGAAGGCUCUUGAUGUCGGUGUCGAUAUCAUCUGCGCUCAGGGCGGUGAGGGCGGUGGUCACACUGGCGAUGUUCCGACCAGUGUUCUCAUCCCUACUGUUGCCAAGCUGUGCCAAGGCAAGAAGAGCCCCUUGACUGGUAAGCCGGUGCAGGUCGUCGCUGCGGGUGGUCUGUACAACGGUAACUCCGUUGCCGCUGCUCUUAUGCUUGGUGCCUCUGGUGUCUGGAUCGGUACUCGUUUCAUCCUGUCUGACGAGGCCGGUGCUCCUGUUGCUCACCAGGAGGCCGUCCGCACUGCCGGAUUCGAGGACAAUGUUCGCACUAUCAUCUUCACUGGUCGUCCACUCCGUGUUCGCACCAACCCCUACAUCAAGAACUGGGAGGAAAACCGCCAGGAUGAAAUCAAGCAGCUGACCUCCAAGGGUAUCAUCCCCGUGGAGCACGACUUGGAGAACAUGCCCGAUGACGUUGAUGAUGAGACCUUGGACAAUGCUCGUCCCUACCUGAUGGGCAAGGUUGCUGCUGUUGUCACCGAGAAGAAGCCUGCCAAGGCUAUUGUCGAUGAGAUUGUUAACGACGCGGCUGAGCUGUUGCAGUCAGGCUACAAGAUGCUCGCUAAACUGUAAAUAUUAUUUCAUUGCUAAUGGCGCAUUUUCGAUGUGAGGACGGUCAUUCAUUCAUACGAAGGAUGUAUAUAAAUAGUGAUGUUCAUGACCGCACAUAUUAGUUAGCGUUCCCUAUUCCAGUUAUCUUCCAACCUUGACCUCUCUCUUGUCAGAACCACGCAUUGUAAAC
Molecule: messenger RNA, 1355 nt
Organism: Aspergillus alliaceus
Lineage: Eukaryota; Fungi; Ascomycota; Eurotiomycetes; Eurotiales; Aspergillaceae
Product: nitronate monooxygenase
Exons: 4
Coding region: 119-1186 (355 amino acids)
Molecular function (GO): nitronate monooxygenase activity
Source: RefSeq, a predicted model, not a curated record